Messenger RNA from Eupeodes corollae, 516 nucleotides. It is a transcript of the gene spt4, whose product is annotated as transcription elongation factor SPT4. Bases 139 to 489 code for a protein of 116 amino acids. Gene Ontology annotation, biological process: regulation of transcription elongation by RNA polymerase II; chromatin organization; mRNA processing. Gene Ontology annotation, molecular function: RNA polymerase II complex binding; zinc ion binding. The transcript has 3 exons. The record is from RefSeq and is a predicted model, not a curated record. Lineage: Eukaryota; Metazoa; Arthropoda; Insecta; Diptera; Syrphidae. Gene Ontology annotation, cellular component: nucleus; DSIF complex.
UGUCAAUUUCAUGUCAGUUUUCAUAUAAUCUUCGCUAUUUCAUAAAACAAAAAUCAUAAAAAGAAACUUUUUUAACAUAAAUAUUUAAACAUCAACUUAUAUUAACUUAAAUAUAGAUCCACCAAAACUAUCAACAAAAUGUCUUUCGAUGCAAUUCCAAAAGACCUCCGUGGACUGCGUGCUUGUCUAGUGUGUUCUCUAAUAAAGACUUUUGAUCAAUUCGAAUAUGAUGGCUGUGACAAUUGCGAAGAAUUCCUUCGCAUGAAAAACAACAAAGACAACGUCUACGAUCACACGAGUAACAAUUUCGAUGGAAUUAUUGCUUUGAUGAGCCCCGAGGAUAGUUGGGUUGCCAAGUGGCAGAGAAUAGGUCGCUUUACAAAAGGAAUCUACGCUAUUUCUGUGUCAGGAAGUCUGCCAGCGGGAACCAUUAGAGAAAUGAAGAACCGAGGAAUACCAUACAGACCACGUGAUACUAGCCAACGUUAAACUGACAUCAAUAAUAAAAUAAAACAA